UUUUGAAACAUAAAAAGUGACAAAAACAUACACGUUUGAGGUCAGUGGCCCAUUUCAUAAGAGAAUAAAAGUGUCACCAAUUAAAAUUUUGAAGUUACCUACUAAACUGCAUUUAGUCAAAAAUCAGAAAAAAGUUUAAAAUUAGACAAGUUAAUUAUUUACCUUGCUGUAACCUGCCCAUCUUAGCUGGUGUGGUGCAGUUAGGUUGGUAAGAGAACGUUGAAACGUGGAGAGUAGUAUGCGGUAAACGAUGAACACGUCUCAUUAGCAUCAACCUACGUGCCCUUCCUUAACCGUUUCCACCUCCAUUAACUUUAUCUUAAAAAAUAUCUCACUUCUCACUCAGUAGAGACCAAAUUUCUGCCAUGGGACAAGGCGAAGAUUCAAAGACUAAAAAUGAAUCCAACGUUCAAGUUCAGGAAAGAGGUGAAAUAUUCUUCUUCUAUCGACCAAAAGUUGGCAAACAACAAGUACAUGAUUCCGACGAUGUGCAGCGUUUAUACAUAGUUCUCCGUCCAGAGUCCGGGGAACAUUCUGUUGAAGUUAAACAAGAUCCUCAUUCUGGCAAGGAAGGUGAAAAACUUGGUUCUCACAUGGAUCCUGGAAAACCCAACCGUGAUAUUUCUUCCGAUAAGGAACAUUCUGGAGGUGAGGGAGGACAUGGGACAGAAGAAGUUAAUAUUGAGAAGGAGCCUUUGCUCCGGUUUAUUGUAAUGGGUCGGAAGAGUCUCCCUGAUCCUAGCAAGAAAACAGGGCAUCGUCCCUAUUGGGGUUUUGUGGAAAUGGUGACUACGAAAAUCGACGAUGUAAAAGCAGCUCUCAAAGGAGAAGAAUACGACACGGCAACUAGAGGACACCGCGUAGUUGCUCCAGCUAGAGCUGUAGGAGAAGGAAUUUAUCGAAUUUUGAGGCAUAAUCCGAAGAAGAAAAUGCAUACCCAUUUGGUUUACAAGCUUGAAUUCCCAGCAGAGGAUGAGAAAAAUGAACCUCAGGAGGAAUUGAACAUAAAACGAGAAGGGUCAUUUCUGAUUCAGAUUAAGAACCCGGAGCAACGUGGAAGUGGAUCGCAGUUUAGAGGGCUUCAGAAAAAGAGGAAGGCUACAUUUCCAGCUCACUUACAAGGUGAAUUUGGGCAGCUGAGGUACCAUCCGGCAGAGCCGCCGGAUUUUUUGAACUACGAAGGGUGUGAAUUUCUGCUGAUAUCUGCUUCUGAUGAUAUAGAAGAGGAAUUGGGGUUGGAAUUGAAGACGGAAACUGAAGAAGAACAUGAUCCGUCUUGUUCGGAUUUAGUGAAGACUUUUGGUGAAACUGCUUCAAUUCGCCCUCUUCUUAGAGGCACUUGGGUUUGAACUUAGUUACUAGGAUUAGUACUAAUUAUGUAGGUGUUAGUUUUUAGAUGUAGAAGUGUACUCUGUCAAUGGUAAGACUUGUGUAAUUAGUAUCACUUUUCUUGAUCUUUAAUUUUGUUUUCAUGUAAGUUAGGAUGUUUAACAAGUUAAUUCCACGAAAUUACUAGUCUAUCUGGCUUGAUUUUGCAA
Messenger RNA from Solanum pennellii, 1538 nucleotides. RefSeq lists its product as uncharacterized. The transcript is spliced from 2 exons. Bases 366 to 1349 code for a protein of 327 amino acids. NCBI's taxonomy places the organism in Eukaryota, Viridiplantae, Streptophyta, Magnoliopsida, Solanales, Solanaceae. The record is from RefSeq and is a predicted model, not a curated record.